AUGACAACAACUAUGCAUCAGCUACUCAACACAAGUGCAUUGGAAAAACCCUGCCUAACAAGACAGGCAGCAAAGACAGAUCCUUUUCCUUUCCCUUUACUGUGCAUAGCCCUCUUCCUAGCCUUUGCGGUGCUACUAACCGCAGACUGGCACGACGAAGAAGAGGAAGAAGAUCUACUUGAUGUACUGCCGUACGAGGAAGAAGAGGACCCCAGCGACAUAGCACCUGUAUCGGCUUCCCACUCACCGGCAGGCUCGCCUAUGGAAGAUACCUCUUCUACUUCUACUGAAGACAAUACAGAAUCUACUACAUGUCUUUCAAGCAUAUCUAAAUACCCUACAGAAGACACCACAAGGGCAUUAUCUAGUUUGAACACUAAAGAUGUCAGCACUACACCUGACCACAGUACAACUGGGGAAGUAUCUAAAGAAUAUAAAUCCAGCACUGAAUUUGCAUUGAGUACAACUGAUCUAUCACCAUCAGAAAAAAUGACCAGCACUGAAUUUGUAUCGACUACAACUGAAGAUAUAUCACCAUCAGAAAUAAUGACCAGCACUGAAUUUGUAUUGAGUACAACUAGAGAUCUAUCACCAUCAGAAAUAAUGACCAGCACUGAAUGUGUAUCGAGUAGUACUAGAAAUAUAUCACCAUCAGAAAUAAUGACCAGCACUGAAUUUGCAUCGAGUACAAAUGGAGAUAUAUCACCAUCAGAAAUAAUGACCAGCACUGAAUUUGUAUCAAGUACAACUGGAGAUAUAUCACCAUCAGAAAUAAUGACCAGCACUGAAUUUGUAUCGAGUACAACUGGAGAUAUAUCACCAUCAGAAAUAAUGACCAAUACUGAAUUUGUAUCGAGUACAAAUGGACAUAUAUCACCAUCAGAAAUAAUGACCAGCACUGAAUUUGCAUCGAGUACAACUGGAGAUAUAUCACCAUCAGAAAUAAUGGCCAGCACUGGAUUUGUAUCGAGUACAACUGGAGCUAUAUCACCAUCAGAAAUAAUGACCAGCACUGAAUUUUUAUCGAGUACAGCUGGAGAUAUAUCACCAACAGAAAUAAUGACCAGCACUGAAUUUGUAUCGAGUACAACUGGAGAUAUGUCACCAUCAGAAAUAAUGACCAGCACUGAAUUUGCAUCGAGUACAACUAGAGAUAUGUCACCAUCAGAAAUAAUGACCAGCACUGAAUUUGUAUCGAUUACAACUGGAGAUAUAUCACCAUCAGAAAAAAUGACCAGCACUGAAGUUGCAUGGAGUACAACUGGAAAUACAUCACCAUCAGAAAUAGUGACCAGCACUGAAUUUGCAUCGAGUACAACUGGAGAUAUAUCACCAUCAGAAAUAAUGACCAGCAGUGAAUUUGCAUUAAGUACAACUGGAAAUAUAUCACCAUCAGAAAUAAUGACCAGCACUGAAUUUGCGUUGAGUACAACUGGAGAUAUAUCACCAUCAGAAAUAAUGACCAGCACUGAAUUUGCAUCAAGUACAUCAGGAAAUAUAUCACCAUCAGAAAAAAUGACCAGCACUGAAUCUGUAUCGAGUAAAACUGGAGAUAUAUCACCAUCAGAAAUAAUGACCAAUACUGAAUUUGUAUUGAGUACAACUGGAGAUAUAUCAAAAUCAGAAAUAAUGACCAGCACUGAAUUUGCAUUGAGUACAACUGGAGAUAUAUCCCCAUCAGAAAUAAUGACCAGCACUGAAUUUGCGUUGAGUACAACUGGAGAUAUAUCACCAUCAGAAAUAAUGACCAGCACUGAAUUUGCAUCAAGUACAUCAGGAAAUAUAUCACCAUCAGAAAAAAUGACCAGCACUGGAUUUGUAUCGAGUACAAUUGGAGCUAUAUCACCAUCAGAAAUAAUGACCAGCACUGAAUUUUUAUCGAGUACAACUGGAGAUAUAUCACCAACAGAAAUAAUGACCAGCACUGAAUUUGUAUCGAGUACAACUGGAGAUAUGUCACCAUCAGAAAUAAUGACCAGCACUAAAUUUGCAUCGAGUACAACUAGAGAUAUGUCACCAUCAGAAAUAAUGACCAGCACUGAAUUUGUAUCUAUUACAACUGGAGAUAUAUCACCAUCAGAAAAAAUGACCAGCACUGAAUUUGCAUCGAGUACAACUGGAGAUAUGUCACCAUCAGAAAUAAUGACCAGCACUGAAUUUGUAUCGAGUUCAACUGGAGAUAUAUCACCAUCAGAAAUAAUGACCAGCACUGAAGUUGCAUGGAGUACAACUGGAAAUACAUCACCAUCAGAAAUAGUGACCAGCACUGAAUUUGCAUCGAGUACAACUGGAGAUAUAUCACCAUCAGAAAUAAUGACCAGCAGUGAAUUUGCAUUAAGUACAACUGGAAAUAUAUCACCAUCAGAAAUAAUGACCAGCACUGAAUUUGCAUCAAGUACAUCAGGAAAUAUAUCACCAUCAGAAAAAAUGACCAGCACUGAAUCUGUAUCGAGUACAACUGGAGCUAUAUCACCAUCAGAAAUAAUGACCAGCACUGAAUUUUUAUCGAGUACAACUGGAGAUAUAUCACCAACAGAAAUAAUGACCAGCACUGAAUUUGUAUCGAGUACAACUGGAGAUAUGUCACCAUCAGAAAUAAUGACCAGCACUGAAUUUGCAUCGAGUACAACUAGAGAUAUGUCACCAUCAGAAAUAAUGACCAGCACUGAAUUUGUAUCUAUUACAACUGGAGAUAUAUCACCAUCAGAAAAAAUGACCAGCACUGAAUUUGCAUCGAGUACAACUGGAGAUAUGUCACCAUCAGAAAUAAUGACUAGCACUGAAUUUGUAUCGAGUUCAACUGGAGAUAUAUCACCAUCAGAAAUAAUGACCAGCACUGAAUUUGCAUGGAGUACAACUGGAAAUACAUCACCAUCAGAAAUAGUGACCAGCACUGAAUUUGCAUCGAGUACAACUGGAGAUAUAUCACCAUCAGAAAUAAUGACCAGCAGUGAAUUUGCAUUAAGUACAACUGGAAAUAUAUCACCAUCAGAAAUAAUGACCAGCACUGAAUUUGCAUCAAGUACAUCAGGAAAUAUAUCACCAUCAGAAAAAAUGACCAGCACUGAAUCUGUAUCGAGUACAACUGGAGAUAUAUCACCAUCAGAAAUAAUGACCAAUACUGAAUUUGUAUUGAGUACAACUGGAGAUAUAUCACCAUCAGAAAUAAUGACCAGCACUGAAUUUGCAUCGAGUACAACAAGAGAUAUAUCACCAUCAGAAAUAAUGACCAGCACUGAAUUUGCAUCGAGUACAACUGAAGAUGUAUCACCAUCAGAAAUAAUGACCAGCACUGAAAUUGUAUCGAGUACAACUGGAGAUAUAUCACCAUCAGAAAUAAUGAACAGCACUGAAUUUGCAUCGAGUACAACUGGAGAUAUAUCACCAUCAGAAAUAAUGACCAAUACUGAAUUUGUAUUGAGUACAACUGGAGAUAUAUCACCAUCAGAAAUAAUGACCAGCACCGAAUUUGCAUCGAGUACAACAAGAGAUAUAUCACCAUCAGAAAUAAUGACCAGCACUGAAUUUGCAUCGAGUACAACUGAAGAUGUAUCACCAUUAGAAAUAAUGACCAGCACUGAAAUUGUAUCGAGUACAACUGGAGAUAUAUCACCAUCAGAAAUAAUGAACAGCACUGAAUUUGCAUCGAGUACAACUGGAGAUAUAUCAGCAUCAGAAAUAAUGACCAGCAGUGAAUUUGCAUUAAGUACAACUGGAAAUAUAUCACCAUCAGAAAUUAUGACCAUCACUGAAUUUGCGUUGAGUACAACUGGAGAUAUAUCACCAUCAGAAAUAAUGACCAGCACUAAAUUUGCAUCAAGUACAUCAGGAAAUAUAUCACCAUCAGAAAAAAUGACCAGCACUGAAUCUGUAUCGAUUACAACUGGAGAUAUAUCACCAUCAGAAAUAAUGACCAAUACUGAAUUUGUAUUGAGUACAACUGGAGAUAUAUCACCACCAGAAAUAAUGACCAGCACUGAAUUUGCAUCGAGUACAACAAGAGAUAUAUCACCAUCAGAAAUAAUGACCAGCACUGAAUUUGCAUCGAGUACAACUGAAGAUGUAUCACCAUCAGAAAUAAUGACCAGCACUGAAAUUGUAUCGAGUACAACUGGAGAUAUAUCACCAUCAGAAAUAAUGAACAGCACUGAAUUUGCAUCGAGUACAACUGGAGAUAUAUCACCAUCAGAAAUAAUGACCAGCACUGAAGUUGCAUGGAGUACAACUGGAAAUACAUCACCAUCAGAAAUAGUGACCAGCACUGAAUUUGCAUCGAGUACAACUGGAGAUAUAUCACCAUCAGAAAUAAUGACCAGCAGUGAAUUUGCAUUAAGUACAACUGGAAAUAUAUCACCAUCAGAAAUAAUGACCAGCACUGAAUUUGCAUCAAGUACAUCAGGAAAUAUAUCACCAUCAGAAAAAAUGACCAGCACUGAAUCUGUAUCGAGUACAACUGGAGAUAUAUCACCAUCAGAAAUAAUGACCAAUACUGAAUUUGUAUUGAGUACAACUGGAGAUAUAUCACCAUCAGAAAUAAUGACCAGCACUGAAUUUGCAUCGAGUACAACAAGAGAUAUAUCACCAUCAGAAAUAAUGACCAGCACUGAAUUUGCAUCGAGUACAACUAAAGAUGUAUCACCAUUAGAAAUAAUGACCAGCACUGAAAUUGUAUCGAGUACAACUGGAGAUAUAUCACCAUCAGAAAUAAUGAACAGCACUGAAUUUGCAUCGAGUACAACUGGAGAUAUAUCACCAUCAGAAAUAAUGACCAAUACUGAAUUUGUAUUGAGUACAACUGGAGAUAUAUCACCAUCAGAAAUAAUGACCAGCACUGAAUUUGCAUCGAGUACAACAAGAUAUAUAUCACCAUCAGAAAUAAUGACCAGCACUGAAUUUGCAUCGAGUACAACUGAAGAUGUAUCACCAUCAGAAAUAAUGACCAGCACUGAAAUUGUAUCGAGUACAACUGGAGAUAUAUCACCAUCAGAAAUAAUGAACAGCACUGAAUUUGCAUCGAGUACAACUGGAGAUAUAUCACCAUCAGAAAUAAUGACCAGCAGUGAAUUUGCAUUAAGUACAACUGGAAAUAUAUCACCAUCAGAAAUUAUGACCAGCACUGAAUUUGCGUUGAGUACAACUGGAGAUAUAUCACCAUCAGAAAUAAUGACCAGCACUAAAUUUGCAUCAAGUACAUCAGGAAAUAUAUCACCAUCAGAAAAAAUGACCAGCACUGAAUCUGUAUCGAGUAAAACUGGAGAUAUAUCACCAUCAGAAAUAAUGACCAAUACUGAAUUUGUAUUGAGUACAACUGGAGAUAUAUCACCAUCAGAAAUAAUGACCAGCACUGAAUUUGCAUCGAGUACAACAAGAGAUAUAUCACCAUCAGAAAUAAUGACCAGCACUGAAUUUGCAUCGAGUACAACUAGAGAUAUAUCACCAUCAGAAAUAAUGACCAGCACUGAAUUUGCAUCGAGUACAACUGAAGAUGUAUCACCAUCAGAAAUAAUGACCAGCACUGAAAUUGUAUUGAGUACAACUGUAGAUACAUCAACCGUAAAAUUGACUAGCACUACAUAUGAGCACAGUACAAAUGUGGACACAUCAACUGAGGUAAUUGCCAGUACUCCAUCUGAACUAAGUACAACUGGAGACAUAUCAACAGAGGAAAUAAUCACCAGCCCUACCUCUGUAUUGAGUAGAACUGCAGAUAUAUCAACUGCAAAAAUGACUAGCACUACAUAUGAGCAUAGUACAAAUGUGGAAACAUCAACAAAUGAAUUAAUUACAAGCACUUCAUCUGAAAUAAGUACAACUGGAGAUAUACCAACAGAAGAAAUAAUUUCCAGCCCUGCAUCUGUAUUGAGUACAACUGUAGAUACAUCAACCGCAAAAAUUACUAGCACUACAUAUGCGCAUAGUACAAAUGUAGACAUAUCAACAUCUGAGUUAACUGCCAGCACUUCAUCUGAACUAAGUACUACUGGAAACAUAUCAACAGAAGAAAUAAUCACCAGCCCUGAAUCUGUACCGAGUACAACUGCAGAUACAUCAACCACAAAAAUGACUAGCACUACAUAUGAGCAUAAUACAAAUAUAGACACAUCAACACCUGAGAUAAUUUCCAGCACUUUAUCUGAACUAAGUACAACUGGAGACAUAUCGACAGAUGAAAUAAUUUCCAGCCCUGCAUCUGUAUUGAGUACAACUGUAGAUACAUCAACCGCAAAAUUGACUAGCACUACAUAUGAGCACAGUACAAAUGUGGACACAUCAACUGAGUUAAUUUCCAGUACGCCAUCUGAACUAAGUACAAUUGGAGACAUAUCAACAGAGGAAAAAAUCACCAGCCCUACAUCUGUAUUGAGUACAACUGCAUAUAUAUCAACCGCUCAAAUGACUAGCACUACAUAUGAGCAUAACACAAAUGUAGACACAUCAACAUCUGAGUUCAUUUUCAGCACUUUAUCUGAGCUAAGUACAACUGUAGACAUAUCAACAGAGGAAAUAAUUUCCAGCCCUGCAUCUGGAUUGAGUACAACUGUAGAUACAUCACCCGCAAAAUUGACUAGCACUCCAUAUGAGCACAGUACAAAUGUGGACACAUCAACUGAGGUAAUUGCCAGUACUCAAUCUGAACUAAGUACAACUGGAGACAUAUCAACAGAGGAAAUAAUCACCAGCCCUACAUCUGUAUUGAGUAGAACUGCAGAUAUAUCAACAGCAAAAAUGACUAGCACGACAUAUGAGCAUAGUACAAAUGUGGAAACAUCGACAACUGAAUUAAUUACAAGCACUUCAUCUGAACUAAGUACAACUGGAGAUAUACCAACAGAAGAAAUAAUUUCCAGCCCUGCAUCUGUAUUGAGUACAACUGUAGAUAUAUCAACCGCAAAAAUGACAAGCACUACAUAUGAUCAUAGUACAAAUGUGGACACAUCAACAACUGAGUUAAUUGCCAGGACUUCAUCUGAACUAAGUACAACUGGAGACAUAUCAACAGAGGAAAUAAUUUCCAGCCCUGCAUCUGGAUUGAGUACAACUGUAGAUACAUCAACCGCAAAAUUGACUAGCACUACAUAUGAGCACAGUACAAAUGUGGACACAUCAACUGAGGUAAUUGCCAGUACUCCAUCUGAGAUAAGUACAACUGGAGACAUUUCAACAGAGGAAAUAAUCACCAGCCCUACAUCUGUAUUGAGUAGAAAUGCAGAUAUAUCAACAGCAAAAAUGACUAGCACGACAUAUGAACAUAGUACAAAUGUGGAAACAUCGACAACUGAAUUAAUUACAAGCACUUCAUCUGAACUAAGUACAACCGGAGAUAUAACAACAGAGGAAAUAAUCACCAGCCCUGCAUCAGUAUUGAGUACAGCUGUAGAUACAUCAACCGCAAAAAUCCCUAGCAGUACAUAUAAGUAUAGUACAAAUGUAGACACAUCAACAUCUGAGUUGAUUACCAGCACUUUUUCUGAACUAAGUACAACUGGAGACAUGUCAACAGAGGAAAUAGUUUCCAGCCCUGCAUCUUUAUUGAAUACAACUGUAGAUAUAUCAACCGCAAAAAUGACAAGCACUACAUAUGAUCAUAGUACAAAUGUGGACACAUCAACAACUGAGUUAAUUGCCAGGACUUCAUCUAAACUAAGUACAACUGAAGAGAUAUCAACAGAGGAAAUAAUCACCAGCCCUGCUUCUGUAUUGAGUACAACUGCAAAUAUAUCAACCGCAAAAAUGACUAGCACUACAUAUGAGCAUAGUACAAAUGUGGACACAUCAACAACUAAUUUAAUUACCAGCACUUCAUCUGAACUAAGUACAAGUGGAGCCAUAUCAAAUGAGGAAAUCAUUUCCAGACCUUCAUCUGUAUUGAGUACAACUGGAGACAUUUCCACAGAGGAAAUAUUCACCAGCCCUGCUUCUGUAUUGAGUACAACUGAGGAUUUGUCAACCACAAAAAUGAUUAGCACUACAUAUGCGCAUAGUACAAAUGUGGAAACAUCAACAACUGAAUUAAUUACAAGCACUUCAUCUGAACUAAGUACAACUGGAGAUAUUCCAACAGAAGAAAUAAUUUCCAGCCCUGCAUCUAAGAAAUAA
Messenger RNA from Pseudophryne corroboree (corroboree frog), 8097 nucleotides. Its product is annotated as serine-rich adhesin for platelets-like. Bases 1 to 8097 code for a protein of 2698 amino acids. The record is from RefSeq and is a predicted model, not a curated record. The transcript has 4 exons. NCBI's taxonomy places the organism in Eukaryota, Metazoa, Chordata, Amphibia, Anura, Myobatrachidae.